AUGAACCCUCCCGAGGUUGUCCCCCACCAGGAUGGCAGGUCUUCUGACGAAGAGAAGAACACUGGCAUCCCACAGACACAGAGUGCUGCUGUCCAUGAUGGCUCCUCGGACUUUGAGUCCGAUGGCGAGUACCAGCAAGGUAUUGAGCGCGUGCGUGCCAUCACCUCUGUCUGGUCCAAGAAGACCCUCCUCAGCAUGUUCAUCAUGCUGUACUUGAUCUCUUUCGUUGACAUGAUCAUGAACUACGUCGACUCGGCCCUCAACCCAUACAUUACCUCAAGCUUCGGCGCCCACGGUCUCCUCAACAUUGGUAGCAUCCUAGCCUCCAUUAUCGGUGCUUGUGCUCCCCUUCCCUUGGCCAAAGCCAUUGAUGUCUGGGGCCGAGUUGAGGGUUUUGCCUUCAUGAUGGUCGUUUGCAUCGUCGGCAUGAUUAUGAAGGCGACUUGCACCACUGUGCAGAUGUACAUCGGCGCCCACAUUCUCUACUGGGUCGGCCACAUUGGUGUCAUGUAUGUCAUCGGCGUUAUGCUGGCUGAUAUGACAAGCUUGACCAACCGUGCCUUCAUCUACGGCAUCAACACCACUCCACGUAUCGUUGCCACCUUUGCCAGCCCCGAAAUCGCCACAGGGUUCUACGAGAACCUCAACUUCCGAUGGGCGUUUGGCUCCUUCGCCAUCAUCAUCGCUGCUUGCAGUAUUCCUGCCAUGGCCACAAUGGUCUACAUGUUCCGCACCGCCACCAAGCAGGGCGUCAUCACACGCAAGAGAUCUGACCGCACAUUCCUCCAGUCUCUCAAGUUCUACUUUGUUGAGUUUGACAUUAUUGGUAUCGUGUUGCUGUGCGCUUGCAUCUCUUGCCUUCUUCUUCCCUACAGCUUGGCCCCAUAUGCCCCCAAGGUCUGGUCGACACCUUACAUCAUUGCUCUUGAGGUUCUUGGAGUUGUCCUGAUUCCCAUCUUUUACCUGUGGGAGGCAAAGCUGGCUCCCGUUCAGUUCUUGCCAUUCAAGUACCUCAAGCAGGGAACUAUCAUUGGUUCAUGCUUGCUCAACGGCAUCAUGUUUCUGUCGACCUUUAGUUGGAAUGCCUACUUUGGCUCCUACCUCCAGGUUGUCAACAGGUUGAGCAUUUCCAACGCCAACUACGUCCUCAACGCCUACUCUCUCACCUCCUCCGUCUUUGCACCUUUGAUUGGUUGGUGGGUCGCAUACUCGGGUAACAUCAAGUGGACUGCCAUGGCUGGUGCUCCCAUUAUGUUGCUCGGCACUGCCCUUAUCAUUCCCUUCCGAGCACCAGACACCAACGUUGGUCUCCUGGCUUUUACCCAAAUCCUUGUUGGCUUUGGUGCUGGUGUCUUCUCCACUGUGGACCAAGUCGCCGUCAUGGCUCCUGUCACUCACCAAUACCUGGCUGUCACCAGUGCUCUCUCGGGUCUGUUUGGUGGUGUCGGUGCUGGUAUUGGCUAUGCCAUUGCUGGUGGUUUCUGGAACAACGUUAUGCCCGCUCAGCUGGCCCAACGUCUUCCUGAAGCUGCCAAGGCAAAUGCCUCAAUUAUCUUCGGUAGCAUUGAGGUUCAGAAGUCAUUUGCCGAUGGUUCUCUUGAACGCGAGGCCAUUGUCGGGGCAUAUGCUCACACAAUGAGACUCAUGGCCAUCACGGGUGUUGCCACUAUGCCUCUUUGUGUUCUCUCUAUUAUUAUCUGGAGAAACAUUAAUGUCCGCAAGGUAGAGGAGGAGAAGGGAAAGCAGACAAAGGGCAUGGUCUUUUAG
This is a messenger RNA of Fusarium sp. VM40, 1767 nucleotides long. The record is from the annotation of a GenBank genome assembly. Lineage: Eukaryota; Fungi; Ascomycota; Sordariomycetes; Hypocreales; Nectriaceae.